Molecule: messenger RNA, 10139 nt
Organism: Mobula hypostoma (lesser devil ray)
Lineage: Eukaryota; Metazoa; Chordata; Chondrichthyes; Myliobatiformes; Myliobatidae
Product: aggrecan core protein-like
Exons: 19
Coding region: 233-6625 (2130 amino acids)
Biological process (GO): positive regulation of neuroblast proliferation; skeletal system development; cell adhesion
Cellular component (GO): perineuronal net; synapse
Molecular function (GO): calcium ion binding; hyaluronic acid binding
Source: RefSeq, a predicted model, not a curated record
CUCCCUCUCUGCCUCGCUCAAGGAUCCUGUCUAUCAGGGCAAGGAUAAUCUGUCAGAAGGACAAGCAAAAGAAAAAAAAACACACACACAAACAAAAGGAAGGAACGAACGAAGCAAGGAGCGUGACCAGGAGAACCAGGAUCCAAGAUUUAAAGCGAAGUUAGCUUCUCUGCAAGGUGUAUGGUACUUUUCACAUUUCUGAGCAACGGCACUGAAUUCUACAAGGUAAAUUAUGACCACUCUGCUUUUAGUAUUUGUAUGUUUGCGAGUCAUCGCAGCAACUGUUUCUGUUGAAGUUUCUGAUAAUGCUAAGGCACUGAGUGUGAAGAUUGCGGCACAGUCACCAGUGAAGGCUGCGCUUGCGAGCUCCGUGACCAUUCCCUGCUACUUCAUCUCUGCCACGAACUCUUCCCCGGACACUCCCCCGGCAUCUCAGCUAGCCCCAAGAAUCAAAUGGACCAAAAUCGCCAAAGGUGGAAAAGAGACGGUCAUCGUGGUUGCUAUUUCUGGAAAAGUCAAGAUCAACCAGGAGUACAAAGGUCGAGCCCAGCUUCCAAGUUACCAUGAAAUUCCAGGAGAUGCCACCCUACAGCUGGAUAAACUACUGUCAAGUGAUUCCGGAAUGUACCGCUGUGAGGUGAUGCAUGGGAUCGAGGACAGUCAGGAUGUUGUAGAGUUGGUUGUCAGAGGUGUCGUAUUCCAUUACCGCGCCAUCUCUAGCAGGUACACCCUCGACUUCUACAAAGCCCAGCAGGCGUGUAUCGAAAACUCUGCCAUCAUUGCAACCCCAGAACAACUACAAGCAGCCUAUGAUGAUGGAUUUGAUCAGUGUGAUGCUGGCUGGAUGUCUGAUCAGACUGUAAGGUAUCCAAUUCACAAACCACGUGAGGGUUGCUAUGGUAAUCUGGAUGAGUACCCAGGAGUCAGGUCAUAUGGCAUUAGAGACACCGAUGAAACUUACGAUGUUUAUUGCUUUGCAGAGGAAUUGCAAGGCAAGGUCUUCUACAUUACCACCACUGGAAGAUAUGCCUUCAAUGAAGCAGUAGAAGCUUGCCUGGACAAGGGAGCUCAGCUAGCUACCACAGGGCAGUUAUACCUGGCAUGGAAAGAUGGCAUGGAUCAGUGCAAUACAGGCUGGCUGGCUGAUGGCAGUGUUAGAUACCCAAUCUCAAAACGAAGACCUAACUGUGGCGGCAACCUAUUAGGAGUUAGAACCGUGUACCGUUUUAUCAACCAGACUGGCUAUCCUGACCCUACAGAUCACCAUGAUGCCUACUGCUUCAGUGGAAAGCCUGCUAUAAAAGCAGUCACAGAAAUCUCACUCACCCACCUAGCCACUGAGGCAGAAGAGUUGUUUACUGAAGAGGGAAGCGCCUUUACCAUCCAAACCAUACCUGAAAAGGUAGAAGUAUUCUUCACAAAGCCUACUGAAGAGGGAGAAGUAAGGGGAGACGUUUUUACACUAAGUCCUUUCACUCCAGUGACUCUGCCAUCUACUGAGGAAGCUCCUGAGUUGACCAUAUCUCUCAGCCCAGAAACUGUCAGAAUCCCAGUUACUGAAGAACCUGUUACUGAGGGGAUUAUCCUUCCUAACAUUACAGGCCUACCCAAAGAUCUAAUCACCCCUGAGGAGAUCUCCAGUCCAGAAGUGCCAGUAUCUGUGGUAGCAACUGUCGGGGUCUCGGUACCCAUCGAAGAACUGACUGGAACUGUAGGACUAGAAGUCACAGAAAUUCCAACUCCUGCUCCACACACCAUAGAAGAGAUUAUUCCCAAGGUAACAGCAGCUCCAGAUGUCCUGGCAACACCCCCCGAAGGGCUAACAGCAGCUCCGCCUGAGACAGUGACCCCGAUUACGGCAGCCAUCACCGAAAAACUGGUUAAAGUGGAUGAGAGUUCAACGUUAUGUCCCAUCAGCCCAAUGGCUCCAACUGGGAUUGUUUUCCAUUACCGUGCCAUUUCAAGUAGGUACAGCUUUAACUUCACCCAGGCCCAGCUAGCCUGCUUGGAAAACAAUGCCUAUAUUGCCACUCCAGAGCAGCUGCAGGCAGCCUAUGAGAAAGGAUACAACCAGUGUGAUGCAGGCUGGCUUUCCGACCAGACUGUCAGGUACCCAAUGGCUGACCCUCGUGAUCGCUGCUUUGGUGACAAGGGUGGCUUUCCAGGAGUAAGGAGUUAUGGUGUUCGCAGUCCUGAAGAAACUUAUGAUGUCUACUGCUACAUUGAAGCUCUAAACGGGAAGGUAUUCCACGCCACUGUGGCAGAUGGAUUCACUUAUGACGAAGCAGUUGACUACUGUCUCAGCCAUAACGCGAAGAUAGCCAGCACUGGCCAGCUGUACGCGGCGUGGAAACAGGGCAUGGACAGGUGCCGAGCAGGGUGGCUGUCAGACGGCAGUGUUAGAUACCCUAUCCAAACUCCGAGACCAUACUGCGGCACUGGGCAAGCUGGAGUGAGAACGGUGUACCUGAACCUGGAUCAGACCAGAUACCCUGACCCAGAGUCACACUACGAUGUCUACUGCUUUAGAGAUGCCAUAACUCCCGUGGUGACGAGGAGGCCCGAGGUCGAGAAGCUGACAGUACCUGUGAUCCCAGUGAGUGAAGUCACACAGACUCCUGUGGUAGAGCUCGAAAUAGCCAGGACUGUGAGGCCAGAGGAAGCCGAGCUAGGCAAAACCGAUGUAUUUGUCAAGGAGACUACUGAGCAACCCACCAUCACAAUCGGUGUGAUUGAAGAGACCAUAGCAACCCAGGUGGUGCCUCGGGUGGAGAUACUACCUCCUGAAUUACCUACAGUAUCCCAAAUUUCUGAGGCCACCACUGAAUCCAUCCCAGAUCUAUAUCCCAUAACUGAAGAGGAUAAGGAACUCUUGGCAACUGCAACACCUACAGUAGAGCCUGGAUCUGCUGACAUAACACCUGUGCCAGAAGUUGAAGUGAGUGGGGAACCUUCUGGAUUACUGGAUAUUAGUGGAGAACCUUCUGGAAUUCUGGAAAUAUGUGGGGAACCUUCUGGAAUACCAGAUAUUAGUGGAGAACCUUCUGGAAUACCAGAUGUUAGUGGAGAACCCUCUGGAAUACCCGAUAUAAGUGGAGAACCUUCUGGAUUACCUGAUAUUAGUGGAGAACCUUCUGGAUUACCAGAUAUUAGUGGAGAACCUUCUGGAUUACCAGAUAUUAGCGGAGAACCUUCUGGAUUUCCUGAUAUAAGUGGAGAACCCUCUGGAUUACCAGAUAUUAGUAGAAAACCUUCUGGAAUUCCUGAUAUAAGUGGGGAACCUUCUGGAAUACCUGAUGUAAGUGGGGAACCUUCUGGAUUACCCGAUAUUAGUGGUGAACCUACUGGAAUACCUGAUAUUAGUGGGGAACCCUCUGGAAUACCUGACAUCAGUGGAGAACCAUCUGGAAUACCUGAUAUAAGCAGAGAACCUUCUGGAAUACCAGAUAUUAGUGGGGAACCUUCUGGAAUACCUGACAUCAGUGGAGAACCUUCUGGAAUACCUGAUAUUAGCGGAGAACCUUCUGGAAUACCAGAUAUUAGUGGUGAACCUUCUGGAAUACCAGAUAUUAGUGGAGAACCUUAUGGAAUACCUAAAAUAAGUGGGGAACCUACUGGAAUACCUGAUAUUAGUGGAGAACCUUCUGGAAUACCCGAUAAUAGUGGGGAACCUGGAAUUCCUGAUAUUAGCGGAGAGCCUUCUGGAUUACCAGAUAUUAGUGGCGAACCUGAAAUUCCCGAAAUUAGUGGGGAACCAACUGGAAUACCUGACAUUAGUGGAGAACUCUCUGGAAUACCUGAUAUUAGUGGAGAACCUUCUGGAAUACCUGAAAUAAGUGGGGAACCUUCUGGGAUAUCUGAUGUAAGUGGGGAACCUUCUGGAAUCCAGGUAAUCUUGCUACCUUCAGAAGAGCGGGAAUAUCCAACAAUAGCCACUGAACUUUCUGAAGUUGGGAAAGGGCCUAUUGAGGAACAUAUUUCAAAGAUUCCUGAUAUUAGUGGGGAGCCUUCAGGGAUUCUGGACAUAAGUGGGGAGCCUUCUGGGAUUCCAGAAAUAAUUGAGGUACCGUCUGGAAUCCCAGAUAUUAGUGGGGAGCCUUCUGGGAUUCCAGAAAUAACUGAGGUGCCGUCUGGAAUCCCAGAUGAUAGUGGGGAGCCUUCUGGGAUUCCUGAAAUAAUUGAAGAGCCAUCUGGAAUUCCAGAUGUUAGUGGGGAGCCAUCUGGGAUUCCUGAAAUAAUUGAGGUGCCAUCUGGUAUUCCAGACAUAAGUGGAGAGCCGUCUGGGAUUCCUAUAAUAACCGAGGUACCGUCUGGUAUUCCAGACAUAAGUGGGGAGCCGUCUGGGAUUCCUAGAAUAACCGAGGUACCGUCUGGUAUUCCAGACAUAAGUGGAGAGCCGUCUGGGAUUCCUAUAAUAACCGAGGUGCCGUCUGGUAUUCCAGACAUAAGUGGGGAGCCGUCUGGGAUUCCUAUAAUAACCGAGGUGCCGUCUGGUAUUCCAGACAUAAGUGGGGAGCCGUCUGGGAUUCCUAUAAUAACCGAGGUGCCGUCUGGUAUUCCAGACAUAAGUGGGGAGCCGUCUGGGAUUCCUAGAAUAACCGAGGUGCCGUCUGGUAUUCCAGACAUAAGUGGGGAGCCGUCUGGGAUUCCUAUAAUAACCGAGGUGCCGUCUGGUAUUCCAGACAUAAGUGGGGAGCCGUCUGGGAUUCCUAUAAUAACCGAGGUGCCGUCUGGUAUUCCAGACAUAAGUGGGGAGCCGUCUGGGAUUUCUAGAAUAACGGAAGUGCCGUCUGGUAUUCCAGACAUAAGUGGAGAGCCGUCUGGGAUUCCUAUAAUAACGGAAGUGCCGUCUGGUAUUCCAGACAUAAGUGGAGAGCCGUCUGGGAUUCCUAGAAUAACCGAGGUGCCGUCUGGUAUUCCAGACAUAAGUGGGGAGCCGUCUGGGAUUCCUAGAAUAACCGAGGUGCCGUCUGGUAUUCCAGACGUAAGUGGAGAGCCGUCUGGGAUUCCUGGAAUAACCGAAGUGCCCUCUGGUAUUCCAGACAUAAGUGGGAAGCCGUCUGGGAUUCCUAGAAUAACCGAGGUGCCGUUUGGUAUUCCAGACAUAAGUGGGGAGCCAUCUGGGAUUCCUAGAAUAACCGAGGUGCCGUCUGGUAUUCCAGACAUAAGUGGAGAGCCGUCUGGGAUUCCUGGAAUAACCGAAGUGCCCUCUGGUAUUCCAGACAUAAGUGGGGAGCUGUCUGGGAUUCCUAGAAUAACCGAGGUGCCGUCUGGUAUUCCAGACAUAAGUGGGGAGCCGUCUGGGAUUCCUGAAAUAAGUGGGGAGCCAUCUGCAAUUCCAAUUAUAAGCAGGGGUUCAGAAGUCAAUGGAAAACCACAUGAGGUCAGUGUUGAGCCUUCUGAAGUUUCCCGAAGUAUUAUUGCAUCCAGAAUUAUUGACAUAAGUAAAGAACCAGAAGACAUUGAAGAACCUUUAGGAUCUCCUGAAGUUACCAGCAAAUCCCCUGUGGUGCCAUUGCCUAUAACACCUGGUAUUACAGAUGUUUCAUUACGAGAAGAAUCUCAGCAUAAAAAGGAUGAGGUUCUUUCAAUACCAGUAGACAGUACAACAGUUCAAGAACCUACCAGGACUAUGGAUAUGCUGAAAGUUACUCCAGCCACACCAGCUCUCAUCACGACAGUUCCACCUCAAGUGUCACCCGAAGUAGUGACUGAACCUCUGCCAGCUGAAGUUGUCCAUGAUCCAUGCCAAGACAGCCCCUGUGGUCCAGGAACGUGUGUGGUGAGAAACAACACCUUUGUUUGUAAAUGUCCAACUGGAUGGAUAGGCAAACAUUGUGAAAUAGACAUUGACGAGUGCCACUCGAGCCCUUGUCAGAAUGGAGCUACCUGUAUCGAUGGCAUCGACUCUUUCAAAUGCUUGUGCCUACCCAGCUAUGGAGGGGACCUCUGUGAAAUUGAUGUGGAGAAGUGUGAAGUUGGUUGGGCUAAGUUUCAGGGUCACUGUUACAAGCACUUCGUUGACAGACAGACUUGGGAAGAAGCAGAGAACCAGUGCAGGAAGCAUCGAGCCCACCUGGCCAGCCUUGUCACUCCAGAGGAGCAGGCAUUCGUUAACAGUUAUGCCCAGGAUUAUCAAUGGAUUGGACUGAAUGAUAAGACAAUAGAAGGAGACUUCCGGUGGACAGAUGCCAGCCCACUGUUAUACGAGAACUGGCGGCCCAAUCAACCUGAUAGCUUCUUCAGAUCCGGUGAAGAUUGCGUAGUCAUGAUAUGGCAUGAGAACGGCCAGUGGAACGACGUUCCCUGCAAUUACCACUUGCCGUACACCUGUAAGAAGGGAACAGUUGCUUGUGGCCAACCUCCAGCGGUGGAACAUGCCAAAACCUUUGGAAAGAAGAAAGAUCGUUUUGAAAUUAAUUCCUUGGUACGGUAUCAGUGUAAAAGUGGGUACUUACAGCGUCAUUUCCCCAACAUCAAAUGCCAGCCAGAUGGCCAAUGGGAGAAACCAAGGAUAGUCUGCAUAGACACUGUCAAAUAUGCCCGCAGGCCCCAGAAGAGAGCUACUACAAGUAGGGCACAACCUCAGAAAGAACCAGUUGCUUCAUACAACUCUGACUCUUAAGUGGAAAAAAAGAUGUAAUUCUAUCUCAGAACAUUUAUAUUAAGAAAAAAUAAUAAUAAUUUUGUCAGAUAAGAGAUUUGUUUUCCCAGCCAAUAUAUAAAACACCAAAGCAUCCCUAGAUCCAAUGCCUUUUUUUUCUCGAUUUCAAGUCAAGCAUUAUCACUUGGGUUGAGCUCCUCAGUCUGUCACUGUGCCUUUGGGAUGAGAUGCUGAAGAUUCUAUCUUCAACCUGCCACAUGUCAUAAGGAAUACUGGAUCAAUUUUUAACAGCUGGACCCUCCCAGCUGAGAUAGAUCGACAUAGCUUAUAACAAUGUUGGAAUGUAAAAUGCCAACAGAAUCAUUCAAAAAAAUGCAACACAUUCACAGAUUUGUUAUCAAAAUGAGAUGAAAAUAUAGUUUCUAUGCUGUGAACACAAAAGCAACAGAACAGUUGUCCUGAUGCUAUUCAACCAGGACCAUGCAGUGCAUGGUGUUAUGGUUUCUUAUUUGUAGAGGUGCGUAGUGGGAAUUGGAGUACUAACCCCAUUGUCAAUUGCAGCAGAUAAUUUCCAGAGUCUAAGUCCUGUUGCACAAAAAUCUAGCACUUCAUAACUUUCGAACUGGAAAACGAGCAAAAAAAGUAGGAUUUGGUUUAUGUUUAGAGAACUGUGAGGGGGGAAAAUUUGUCCUUGAACGUGUAAAAUAAAAUAUGAACGUUAUAUUUUAUCCUGAGUAAAGAAAACAAUAACAGCUUUAAAAAUAUAUUUCAGUGGAGAGUGUGUGUGUGUGUGUGUACGUGUGCAUGUGUAUGCGUGCGUGUGUGCGCAUGCGCGUGUGUGUAUUUUAAUGAAACUGUGAAUGUUUGGGAGACAAGAUGUAUACCUGCAGACAGAAUAAGUACAGGAAAAGAAACUUUGCUCCUAUUAAAUUUUAGGAGAUUCUUCUUCUUAUUCCUUCCGCGCAUUCUGAUGCAUCGGGCAGCAACCUUUGCCGUUUCUUUAGCGUUUUUGUCUGUUUUUUUUUCACAAGGCCAAGUUGCUAGCUCGAUGCUCAGUCCAGCACGGAUUGGAAGUGUGCAAGGAGCCAUCCGGAUUUGAACCCCGGACCACUUGCCUCAAAGACCAGUACAGAUGCCAUUACACCACCAGCCAGCUCAAGGGGAUUGGAAACUCUAAACUUGUUUUGAAAUUUGUGAAAAAUAAUUGAUUAAUUGACAUUCAUCCAAAUAUGAAGCUUAAACUCAGAGAAUUUAUUUUGCUUUAAAGGGAAAUAUACUGUAUUAGCAGCCACAAAACUGUUUCCCUUUUUAUUAAGUAAAUCCCUUAAGAAGCGGAAAUUGAAUAAUUUACACUUCAGUGAUCUUUUUAAUGCCCACCUAAUUUCUUGAGAGAGAAUUAAAGUGAAGCAAUGCCCUGCUAAUCCUUGCAUCUGCCUGGAACUCUGAUCCAGGUCACUGGGAUGAACUUCAACCCUCUUUCCAGAGUCCUUGAACAAAAUUCAAAGGUGAAAGGCCGUCUUCGGUCCAAUUAUACCCAAAGUGCUCCAGAGAAACCCUAAUGUCAGAAACAGAAAUAUCACACUGACAUCAAUAAAGCUAAAGUGAUAUUAGAACAGUAUAAAAGAAACAGGUUAUGCUAGACACCACCAAUGUGUUCACAGCAUCUGAGAUAGGAUUUCACAUUAUGGGUCUAAUGCCCCCUGCCCAACAAAGUUGGUAGUGUGAUGUGUGGUACAGAAUGAUGGCAUGACCUCUUUCUGACGCUCAUUAACUUGAAUAUAAUUUUUUCACAAUUCAGUUUACCAUAAUCUCAAAGCAUCCAUUAUUUUACACCAGCAUCUUCAGUGCUGAGUGGUUUGAUUCCACGCCAGUUGCAAAUGCACGGUCCACACACAAGCAGCCUAUACCAGGAGACUGAGUUUCACGCAAACUUAUUGCAGAGUGAAGUUGGAUUCUGUCUCUUCUUGUUUGUGCUGGAGUGGAUUCCAAGCCCUUUGUGCUGAUGACGUGGGUAUAGCCCAUUCCACCAACGGUGAGAAAAGAUAGUCAAACCCUCAGAGUGACUCAUUAUUCCAGAAGCCCUCCCCCCACCAUUAAUACUGUGAUUGGUUGCUGGAUCAACUCACACACAGUGAAAAAGUUCUCCCCUCUGACAUAUUCAACUCCAGACUAAAAUUGGCCAGAAAAGGGAAGCGAGGAGUGAGCAGGGUACCAUCGGAUAGUCAGUGCCAGUUCUUCAAUAAACAGCCUUGGGAUAGGAAUACAAGAAGAAAGGAAGCCGUAGAGCAAUGGUCAUUUAUUGCUGAAAGGAAACCGUGAAGUGGUAGUCAUUUAUUGCCCUGUGGCUUUGUUUCCCAGAUUGCAUUGCAAACUAAAACAUCUUCAUUCUGCAGAUCAUUGCAUUCUUCAGCUAUUUCUGUUUCACAUUUUCGCUUCCUUCUUGAUGACUCUUGGUGAAGUCUGCCAGCAGUUCUAUCACUGAAGAAACCCAGUGCAAACAGCUCAGAGAUGUUAAAGGGUCUGUUCUUGCUGGGUUCGGUGGCCAAAAUGCUAGAGCCCCACCAGCAGCACCAGCUUGCAAUAUAUCUGACCUGUUUCUUCUGCUCUUAACAGAUAGUUCUUACAGAAACAUCUGCAUGAUGAUACCUGGAGAUAACUUAAUGACACAAAGGAAUUCCUAAAGGUGGUUGUUGUAUCACUAUGAGGACAACAGGCUAAAAAUGAGCAUUCAUCUUUCUGUGAAAAUUCAUUUAUUAAAUAGAACUCAUUCAAGAUACCAAACACCAGCACUUGCACAGCAAUCUUAGACUCAAUAGCCUGCGUUUAUAGUUGCUUCUUUCUGAAUAGUAACACUGAAAUAUUGCAUCAUGGAUUCCACCAGUCCUUUAAGUGUUUAAAAUGGAAUGGUAUUCAAACAAUCUUAAGAAAUAGUAAUUGAUUUUAUUUUAAACCAAUUUCAAAUUUGUAAAAACUGCUUUUGAAUUGAGUUAGAUCAUUUCUCCAAUGCAAGCUGUGAGAGAAAUGGGUAUGUGCACCUUGUUUUAGGUGUUCUUAUGUACACUCUAAGCAAGCCUGAAUCAAGCGCUUCUAAAUGUCUGUAGUUGGAGCAUUGUAUUUGCUGGUAAGAGGAACUGAUUGUACACCCUGCAUGAUAGGAUUGUACCAAAUCUAUGUGUUUUGCCAUUUUGUAAGAGAUGUUAUUUUAUUUAAAACAUCAGCCCAACAAUGCAGAUGUUCAUUCGAGCAAGGCCCUGUAUUAAGAUGAGGAGCACAUCUGCAUAAAUUGAAUUGUGUGCAAUAAACUGUAUCCCAUGUUACACCAACUCUCAGCUAACCUGGUGACUUCCCGAAAGUCUAAUCCUGGCUGGAGAGAAAUAUGUUGGGAGUUAUGUGUGCAUGUUAUGCAUGUGUAUUGUUCCCUGUUCAACAGAAGGGCCUUUUGUCUGCUGAACCUCAAAAAGUGAAAAUUUGUUUCUAAUGUGCCUUGUGACUGUGCACAUAUGUAUUUAAAUAAAGUCACUGUCACAGAACUGGA